Helicoverpa armigera (cotton bollworm) is the source of this 1282-nucleotide messenger RNA. RefSeq lists its product as uncharacterized. Lineage: Eukaryota; Metazoa; Arthropoda; Insecta; Lepidoptera; Noctuidae. The record is from RefSeq and is a predicted model, not a curated record. The coding region runs from base 142 to 1110 and encodes 322 amino acids. The transcript is spliced from 2 exons.
AUUAAAAUCAUAAUUCUCGUAUGGCCCGAAGGCCGAAUGUUAGGAAGAGCCCGGGAGAGAGGCGUCGCCGAUCCACCAGUAUAUAAACCAACGGUCGGUGGUACAGAGCAUCACACAACCACGACACCUCCGUGAGUCAACAUGAAAGCGUUCUUGGUAUUAGCUGCCGUUGCGGCACUCGGCUCGGCUAGGCCCGAGGCGGGAUACAGUUACAGCGCGCCCGGAGGCGGCGGUGGUCACGGAGGACACGGCGGCCUCGGCGGGCUCGGUGGCCUCGGCGGCGGCAUCGGUGGCGGACACGGAGGAUUCUCCUCCGGCGGUCUGAGCUCCAGCAGCUUCGGAGGCAUCGGCGGCGGCAGCGGUGGCGGCUUCUCCUCUGGAGGCUUCUCCUCCGGCGGCGGCUCUGGCUUCGGCGGUGGCUCUGGAUUCGGAGGAGGCGCCGGUUUCGGCGGCGGCGCUGGAUUCGGCGGCGGCGCUGGCUUCGGCGGCGGUGCUGGCUUCGGCGGCGGCGCUAUUGUGCAGAAGCACAUCUACGUCCACGUCCCUCCCCCAGAACCCGAAGAACAGCGUCCCCAGGUGAUCAGCGGCGGUGGUGUUCCCCAGAAGCACUACAAGAUCAUCUUCAUUAAGGCACCUGCUCCUCCCGCACCUGUUGCACCCAUCAUCCCCGCCCAGGCUCAGAACGAAGAGAAGACCCUCGUCUACGUGUUGGUCAAGAAACCCGACGAACAGCCCGACAUCACCAUCCCCACCGCUGCUCCCACCCAGCCCUCCAAACCCGAAGUUUACUUCAUCAAGUACAAGACCCAGAAGGACGGUGGUGCUGGAGGCAUUGGUGGUGGUGCUAUUGGCGGCGGUAUCGGCGGCGGCAUCGGCGGUGGUAGCAUUGGCGGCGGCAUCGGCGGCGGCAUCGGCGGUGGCAGCAUCGGCGGUGGUAUCGGCGGUGGCAGCAUUGGCGGAGGCAUCGGCGGUGGUAGCAUUGGUAUCGGCGGUGGUCACGGCGGCUCCAUCGGUGGUGGACACGGUGGCUCCAUCGGAGGCGGACACGGUGGCUCCAGCGGUGGCGUCAGCACCUCGUACGGCCCCCCCGGCCAGUCCGGCCCUUACUAAACGGCGCGAAAGACGCGCGCAAUUGUGAUACCUGCUCUGCCGGCGACAAACUUAGUUAUAAGUAGAGAAAAAAUUACGGUGCCUAAAUGUAUUUAUGUAAAUAGUAAUUUUAAUGUACUAUAAUUCUAGUUGUAUUAUAAAUUCUUAUUUUUGCAUAAAAAGUUAUAAACAA